AAUGACACCCCCGGGCUCACUGGCAACUGUGAACGUGACACCUGUCGCUAGGCAGCAGCCAAGAACGGUGGUCUAGAUGGAACAGAUUAAAAGGGCAAAUAAACUGUUUACCAAUGAUUGCAUAUUUCUGAAGAAAACUUUGAACAUCCCAGUUAUUUCAGAGAAGCCUUUGCUGUUUAAUGGACUUAACUCAAUUGAUUCUCCAGAAAGUGAAACUGUCCAUGGCCUUUUUUCUCACGAAGAAGGGCUGGUCGCAGUUGUGGAAGACCCAUCUUCUCCCAGUCCUCUGGCAUCUCCUGUUCAGCCAGUGCCGCCCGAGGAAGUGUCAGCCAGAGAUUUCCUGCAGAGACUCGACUUGCAGAUUAAGUUAUCAACACAGGCAGCCAGGAAACUAAAAGAAGAGAGCAGAGAUGAAGAUAAUCCCUACGCAACUUCACUCUAUCAUAGCUAGAUGAUGCUAUUGCACCUGGAUUAAGAGAUAAUUGAAUCAUAAGGAAACCAACAACUGAAGAUUCAAAAGCACCUCUUUUGGAUUCUCAGAGUGUACAUCUUUAAAUCACAAUUAAGUAGUUCCAUUGCAGUUGCACUGAAGUGAUUGGUUCCCUCUGGCUUUCUAUAAUUUUAAGUCUGCAUUAUGGCAUGAUAACAAAAGCUCAUCACUUUUGUAGGUGCUGGUAGUUUUUAAACUUGCUUUUGUAAAUACUAGUUGACAUAAAGCAUCAAAAACUACUUACAUAGUCAAGCUAAAAACAUUGGUUUAUCUCUUGAGAAUUCCUAAUUAUGUGAAAAACAUGGUUGCUGUUUGAGUGGUGCGGACAUUGCUAUGUGUUUAUAAUUAAGUGCUAUAUAUAUAUAUUUCAAUAUGUAUUACAUAUUCUGUAUUAAUAUAGAGAACCAAAUUUUGUCUGCUAUUUUGUACAAGUAAGCUACCAAAGUCUGAAAAAAUAAACUAUGUUUUUACAUUUGAGUCUCCAAUUUUUUUAACAAAUGAGAAAUUUUUUAUUUUAAGUUAUAUUUUUGAAAUAGUGACAGCUUUUCCUCUACUUUUAUGGUUUUUUAUUAUUUUAAUUGCAAUUUUGAAAAGUUUCAGUAAUCUAAAAACAAAUCAAUUGCAGUUACUAGUAUCCUAUGCACUCUCAUAAUAUUUGACUUAAUGUGUUUCACAUAUAGUGAGAACAUGGAAUAUGAUCAAUAGAAGAAAAAAGCAAUAUCAUGGCCUGACACAUUGAUGACUUUUAGUUUAAAUUUCAUUGAUUAGUCACUUUAUAGAGUGUUUUGUAGUCACUGAAUGAAGGGUUUGGUUUUUAUAAUUUCAAUUGUUUUACUUUUAUUAUACGUAUAGAUUACAGCAGGAAACCUUAAGCAAUACAUUCUUUACAGUUAAAUAUGUUUUCGUCUCAAUUUCUAUUCAAAUGCUGAGUUAAAUAAAUCUUUAAGCUUUCA
Myotis brandtii (Brandt's bat) is the source of this 1443-nucleotide messenger RNA. RefSeq names its product LysM, putative peptidoglycan-binding, domain containing 2 (gene LYSMD2). The record is from RefSeq and is a predicted model, not a curated record. The transcript has 3 exons. Lineage: Eukaryota; Metazoa; Chordata; Mammalia; Chiroptera; Vespertilionidae. The coding region runs from base 77 to 451 and encodes 124 amino acids.